AUGGCCACCUCGGCCAACGCCCUGUACGUCCUCCGGCUCGUGCUGGGCGGGGUGCGGCGGCGAGCUUUUGUGCCAGCACGUACCCGCACAUUCUCCGACUCCAGCUCAAUGCCCGGCCACGCCCAGCCGCAGUCCUUCCUCGAGGCCGACGAUGGAGAGUACGCCGCGGCCGACGAGUUCCUGCCUGAUCGCGUGGCGACUGAGGCCGCUCCUGUCCCAUGGCCAACAGUGUUCGAGCACGGUGCACGGCGUCCCCGCCAAGCCCAGCCUUGCGACAUUGUUGCGCGUCUCGUGGCGAGCGAGAAGUUCGGUUCCGCGCGUAAGGUCGUCGACGAACUCACGGCCCUUCACACCCCCGUGCAGCACCGCAAGAUCUAUCUCAAGCCCGCACUCGCCUGUCUUGAACCGACUGAUGAGGGGCGUAGAGGAUUUUUGUUCUGGAUGGAGUUGUACCCCGCGCGAGGAGCGACGCCAAAUCACUCGGUCCUCCGUAAAGAAUGGGCCCCUAUCGUGCACCGCGUCUUGGCCGAGAACAUCGACAACCCGGCGUUCCUCAUUGAGUUUUUCGAGCUUUCCGGACGGAAGGGACUGCUCAACGUCGUGCUUCCCAUCUUCGUUGCACCGCUUGCCUCCGUUCUCCCACCUCACCAGAGCGAGGAGGCGGUCUCGCGCGCAAUCGCGGCCUACCGGGCCACUUGUCGCCCAAAGUCAGACUCAAAGGUCGGCCGCAACCUCGCCUCCCUCACCGACAUCCAGACAGAGCUCUGGUGGAACAAGUACAUCCGCGCCCUCGCCAUCGUCGAACAUCACGAACCAGCGGCCGCGCUCCUCCAUUCGCCGCCGUCAGGCGUGCGCUUCCAAUCUUGGGCGCGUGCGAUGGUCCUCGGCGAGGACAUGAGCAAGCAGCAGCGGGCGGACGCUGCUAGGUCCCAAGGAUCUCAGGGUGGGCCUAGACGCGAUGGAGAUCUGUGGCAGCUCAUCGAUAACCCGGCACCAGGCCGAGAGAACCGCGAACUAGCAAAGCAUCUCGAACGCGUUCUUGACCGGACACAGAACGACCUCCCGCACGUCGGGACGUUGGCGGACACGCAGCGCCUGCUCCUCCGGCUACGGCCUGAGCUGCUGGGAGCCCUCGAGCGUUGGUUCACUGAGCCAUCCAGGGACAGCCUUGUGGAGGACGAUGGUACCAGCAUCCGUCACCAGUGGUGGGCACACGCUGAAGUGCUACGCCACGCGCGGGAUGGUGACCACGUCGAGGCUGUGCGCACCUUCCGCCGCCACUUCUUGUGGGUCGGCCUCCCACCUACCAACGUGGGUACCGGAGAGAUCGAAAAGAGGCCGCGCCGUCUCCCAAACAAAAGAAUUGUUUGCUCUAUCCUGCCCUCUAUCUUGGCGCUCCUCAGCCCAGCCGAACGCGCGACCUAUCGUAAGGCCUUCUAUGCGUCGUUCCGCUCCCUCGCUCCAACCCUCUGGCCCAACCAGUUCACACACCUCGCCUUUGUGCGCAUCGAAGCGUAUACCGGCGGACCGACCGCCGCUACGGAGGCGAUGCAGAACAUUGUGGAGGCCGGACUGAACCCCGGCUUGCCGGCAUGGACUGCUCUCCUCCUCAGCAUGAUGGGCCGGGGAGACACUGAGGCCGCCCUGCAUUUGCUGAACUCGAUGGAGCGCCGCGCCCCACUCACCGAGACGCGCCGCAUGCCGCCUCCCACGGGGCGAACGUAUGCGGGCCUCGUGCGUGUCGCGGCCAAGCACGGACACAUAAGUGUCGCGGCUGCCCUUCUUCGCCGGUACCAAAAGCAUGGGGAAUCUGGCGGAGAGCUGGGGAGUCUCGAGGCUUUCUUUGGGAACGUGAAACGCCGCAGUCGGACCCCCGAAGAGCUUGCUGAGGAGAAGCGCAGUCAGGCCGCCGUCUUGCGUGAGCUGGACCGGUUGGAUGGCGACGACCUCAAGUCACGUAUCCAGGUUCUGUUUGAGCGGAAGCGAGGUCACGGCAACAAGGCGAACGAGGUAGAGCAGCAGGGUGAGUAUACGAGCAGCGAGGGCGUCAAGCAGAACGUGAUGGAGGAGAAGGUAGCGGAACAUGCGGUCUUGGUUGAGCACAGGGAGGAGAAGAAGAGUAGUGCAUACGCAUAG
Cutaneotrichosporon cavernicola is the source of this 2136-nucleotide messenger RNA. RefSeq lists its product as uncharacterized. The coding region runs from base 1 to 2136 and encodes 711 amino acids. The record is from RefSeq and is a predicted model, not a curated record. The transcript has a single exon. Gene Ontology annotation, molecular function: protein binding. Lineage: Eukaryota; Fungi; Basidiomycota; Tremellomycetes; Trichosporonales; Trichosporonaceae.